Ixodes scapularis (black-legged tick) is the source of this 978-nucleotide messenger RNA. RefSeq lists its product as uncharacterized. The record is from RefSeq and is a predicted model, not a curated record. Bases 1 to 978 code for a protein of 325 amino acids. NCBI's taxonomy places the organism in Eukaryota, Metazoa, Arthropoda, Arachnida, Ixodida, Ixodidae. The transcript is spliced from 7 exons.
AUGUAUCGCAAUUAUCUCUGCGUCGAGGUGGUGAUAUUGUUACUGCUGUCCCACGUGGGUUGGAAUGGGCCGUCGUCACCACGUGUUCAGCCCUGCUCCCGCAGCCAGUCUCGCGUCGCCCGCCAGCUAGUGCGCCGCAAGUUGACUGGCGUGCUGCAACGUUACCGCGUGCCCAUGAGCCCCGACUGCCCGUUCCACCCGAGCCGGGACCUUUACUGGUGGCCCCAGGGCCCAGCCGCGGGAUCUGUGGGCUCGGCGUCCCCCGGUUGGAAGUGUCCCAUGUGCGGGAGAGGCUUCUUCUGCGAGGACAAGCUCACCAGCCACUGGGAUCAGGAGCAUGCACCCGAUCUGCCCAAGGUUGACAAUGGUGUGUGCUUGGCCGACUACUGUGACAUUCUUCGUUGUGAUGUAUUGGGUCACAAGCUGGCUGUCUCCGAGGUGGCGCCACCACCACGACAGCAGGCCAGGACAGAUCCGAAGUGUGUGGGUUCAACCCCCACUGACGAUCCUCGGUGCUCUUGUGAUGAAAAGCACAUGCUGGCCCUCCAGCAAAAGUGCAGGAUUGUAGUACAACAGUGUGUUAUUGGACUGCUGUCAAUCCUCUCCGUGAAAGAUUUUCAAGAUAUCGAAGAAGAGCUCAACAAUGGCAUCUGCUCUUAUCUCACAUGCAAUAAGUAUUGGGAUGACACCUUGAUUGAGGAACGUCAGAUACCACUGCUAUUCAGUGUCAUCAUUGGGAUCAUUCUUGUCGGAGGGUUUUGCCUCUGCUACUAUAUCGUCUGGAUUCUUUUUGACAACCCACCCUAUGACGAAGUGUACUGCAACAGCCGGAUGCAGUUCUCCAGCUUUGGGCUGGCGCAUGGGGACAGCAACCAGGGGACCUUGCAGGGGGGCCCACAGUGCCACUGCCACUCACACCUGGCAGCCAUGGGCCAAGCCGCCUACCACGCCCGCAAACACUGUUCCGGCCGACGGUGA